AUGCCUAGCGCCGCCCAAAAAGACGAGCUCUUUGAGCUUGUGUCGUCGAUUCAUUCAGCAGCGGCGGAUAUAACGAAGUUCUGCGAAAAGCGUCGGCUCCCACAACCAUCCUCUUCGGCUCCCGCGCCUAGCCUUGACCUGACUCUAGAAAAUGCGCCAUACUUCAACGCAAAGGCCGCCAUCGUUGACGCUGCGGAGCAGCUCAUUCGGCUUAUCCGGGGUCCAAGGGAGCAGUUGCUGGCAUUGAGUUUCGAGCAUUGUGCUUCGGCCUCCUUUCAGGUGAUUCUCAAGUACAAGUUCGCCAGCCACGUCCCGCUCAAGGGGACCACCACAUAUGCGGCGAUCUCUCAAGCCGUCGGCAAGCCUGAGAUUCAACCGGCGCUUGUUGCGCGUAUCCUUGAGCAUGCCACGUCUUACGGCUUGUUCGAUGUUCAACCCGGUGGGCUGGUAGCGCACAACCCCACAUCUGCGCUUUUGGUCGCCGAUCCUGAUCUAGAGGCUUGGAUGGAUCUCAGCGCAACCAUCGCGUAUCCCGCGGGCGCUUCCAUCCCGAAGGCUCUUGAACAGUAUGGCUACAGCAUGGAGGCCGAUGAAGCUCCUUACGGGGUAUCCAUCGGUCGCAAAAUCUCCCAAUUCCAACGAUUCCGCGAGGCCGACGGGACUCAACUGCAUGAGAUGUUCGCCCGUGCGAUGCGCGGAAUUGCCGCGGGAGGUGCCUACGAUUUCCGCCAUGCGGUGAACGGAGGGUAUCCCUGGCACACGUUGGAUCAGUCCGGGCAUCUCAUCGUUGACGUCGGCGGCGGUCCAGGCCAUGUGUCAAUCGCGCUGGCCGAGAAGUACCCCAAGCUUCGAUUUGAGGUCCAGGACUUGCCGGAGACCGUAGCCGUUGGCGAAAAGUCCUGCCCAGAGGCUCUCAAGUCGCGCAUCAUGUACAGGCCCCACGAUUUUAUGACGCCGCAGCCGCCUCAUGAUGUGGCUGACAACGAGGGCAUUGCCUAUUUCUGUCGCUUCAUCCUCCAUGACUGGAGCGACAAGUAUGCGCGGAACAUCCUGCAAGGCCUUGCAUCUGCUCUGCGGCCACAAGACCGGAUCAUCGUCAACGAGGUUGUCGUUCCAGACCCUGGAACGGAAAGCCGCGAGAGAGAACGCCGGAUGCAGUAA
Colletotrichum chrysophilum is the source of this 1161-nucleotide messenger RNA. It is a transcript of the gene CTB2, whose product is annotated as O-methyltransferase ctb2. The record is from RefSeq and is a predicted model, not a curated record. Gene Ontology annotation, molecular function: O-methyltransferase activity. NCBI's taxonomy places the organism in Eukaryota, Fungi, Ascomycota, Sordariomycetes, Glomerellales, Glomerellaceae. The transcript has a single exon. The coding region runs from base 1 to 1161 and encodes 386 amino acids.